GUUGAAGAAAAUUACAAUAGUUUUAGAAGUAAAUAACGAAACAAAAUGAAAACUAUUAUGGUUCAAAGUCCUCAGUCGCAAAGUGAAGCUCACAGAGUACAGAAGAGAGCAAUGAGGAUGUCAGGAGUUGCUGGGCAUGGUCCCAUCUUGCAUCGUCCUUCACCGUCUGCAUUUUGUGCUGAGGCAUCGAUCCUGAGGGCCGCAACUCUGAGGGCAGCAUUGCCAGCUGCUGAGUAGGGCUCUUUUUUAUGAGGAAAGCAGCCGUGACAUCACUUCCUGUUUUGGUUGUUUGCUCUCCUUGUUGCUGCUGCUGCACUUUAUGGCUCAUAUGGCUCAGGUUGCCUCAGGGUCAUUUUAGAGUGAGGAGUCUGCACACUUAAAAUCCUUUUUUUCUUUGCUCAUUUAUUCUGUGGCAGGAUAGGAUGACGUUUCCACUGUUGCCUUCAUCAGAUUCUUCAUCAGUGCUCAUGUCCUGAUUCAGACCAUUGAGGACCAUGCUGACCGGUCUGCUUGAGACAGGAUUAAAUUACUCAGCGAGCCUUUUGGUUUUCUGCUGUUUUGGUCUUGUUUUGUCUUCUUUCCGGCCUUUGUCGGCCUCCAACCGUCCUCCUAUCUCUCUCCAUCCCUCUGGCCCAUCUCUGCCCCAGACAAGGGCAAGAGAGAGAGAGACAGAGACAAGAGAGAGAGAGAGAGCGUUCCCCACCACGUGCUACACCAACGCUCGUUAGGAGAAUGGUUUCCGCAGACAUCCGCCCAGUGGCGGCCGCAGCAGUGGCAGCCGCAGCCACAGUCUCCACCUCCACCUCCUCCUCCACCACCUACCCGGAGCCGCUGACGGCGAUGUCGCGCUGGUACUUGUACGCCAUCCACGGCUACUUCUGCGAGGUGAUGUUCACGGCCGCCUGGGAGUUCGUGGUCAACUGCAACUGGAAGUUCCCGGGCGUGACCAGCGUGUGGGCCCUCUUCAUCUACGGCACGUGCAUCAUGAUCGUGGAGCGCAUGUACCUGCGUCUGCGCGGCCGCUGCCCCAUCCUGCUGCGCUGCAUCAUCUAUACGCUCUGGACGUACGUGUGGGAGUUCGGCACCGGCUUCCUUCUGCGGCAGUUCAACGCCUGCCCCUGGGACUACUCGCAGUUCAGCUACAACUUCAUGGGCCUGAUCACGGCCGAGUACGCCGUGCCCUGGUUCUGCGCCUCCUUCCUCAUGGAGCGGAUGGUCAUACGCAACACGCUCCGCCUGCGCGUCACCGAGCACGGGGAGCCGGCCAAGGCGGGCGUGGGUGCUGCUGCUGCUGCCCCCGUCAGGCCUGGAGGUGGUGGUGCGGCUGGCGUGGGAGGAGGUGGUGGAGGGGAGGGAGGAGGAGGAGGAGCAGCACAAGGGAGGGAGGGCUUGAGGGGGAGAGGGGCCAUGAGUGCUAACGGAUACGUGAAGGUGGACUGAGACAGGACGGAGGAGGCGUAAAGGAGGUGGAAUAAUAAUCUGGAUGUACGGCAGCAGGACUGCUCUGCUCCUUCUUUCUCCUCGUUAUCUGUCUCGACCUCUCUCCUCCUGCCCACCCCACCUGUCCGCACCUGGAAACAUGCAUCAUGCACAUCAACACAUACUGUACACAUACCCACAGACAUAGCAUAGGAUCCAACACACACACACACACAUGCACACACACACACACACACACACACACACACACACACACACACACACACACACACACACACACACACACACACACACACACACACACACACAGCAACAGUACACGCAAAUGCAAGGGGUGAUAUGUAUGUAGUAGAUGCAUACAUACAUACAUACACACACCUACAUCAACACAUACAUAGUGUACUGUACCUAAUAGGAAGGCACAUAUACACAUACAUACACAUACAAAACAACUUACACACUCUCCUCUUAACCCUCUAACCUUUACCAUCCUAUGGCCAUCCUAACUAGCAAGGGUUCACACCUCCAUGACAUAUCAUACGUCUCUCCUAAUCACAAUACCUCCACAUACUGGAGUAGAAAACAGAGGAGAGAGAAUGAGAUGAGGGAGGGAGGAGAGCAAGAAAAAGAGGAGAGGAGAGGAGAGAGAAGAGAGGUGGAUGAAGGCGAGAGUGUAGAGACAGAGCAAUCUACCAAAGGGUGAGGCAGAGGAGAGGAAAAAGAGAACAAAUAAAUAAAUACUUAAUAAAUAAACAUGCAGCCGUGACAUGCUGGAGAGAAGGAGCAGGCCAGCUGACACUUAGAAACAGACAGAAGAAGUUGAGCGUCUGUCAGUCAUACACACACAGACACAGACACAAACACAAACACGCACAUAAAGAAAAGGAACACGAACAUACUGUACUACACACCCACUCAAAUAACCACCCACUCAAACAUUCAUACAAAUUCAUACACACACAAUAGUACACAUGCACGCACAAACACGUGUGCACACACACACACACACACAAGCACAUACACACGCAUACACACACACACGCAUACACACGCACACUCACACACACACACAAGCACAUACACACGCACACGCAUACACACACAUGCACGCAUACACCCUCAUGCACACAUGCACACACACACACUCCCCCACUUGUCCUCCCUGAGAGGGCUGCCCGACCCAUGCCUCUCCUGGCUCUGCGUUGCAGCAGUGAACGUUUGAGAGGAGCAAACUAGCAGCUAAUCCAUUCCAGCACAGCUCCACACAUCACCCACCCUGUGUGCGUGUGUGUGUGUGUGCGUGUGCGUGUGUGCGUGUGUGCGUGUGUGUGGACGCUGCGCAAACGACGUCGACAGCUGGGCCUCUGUGAUAUCAUCACCGCAUCAUAAGGUCAAAGGUCAUCCACCAUCCUGUCAAUCAUCUUAUUCACCCACACAGAGAGGUAGGAAAGUAAUAGCAUUCUGUCCAGGACGGAGAGAAAGUAGCAUUUGGAAAAAAAACAACGUAUAAACGACGGACGUCAUAAGUGAAAUCAAAUCCUUCCACUAAACAACAAAGCAAGAAACCUUUGUAGAAUUCUAAUUGUCCAUGUAUGUUGUAGCAAAAAAUGCAAAUAACGGUCGAUAACGCAUGCUUUUUAUUUCUAAUUUCUGUUAUUUAUUAAUAUUUAUCUUGAAUAAUCAUGUGUGUAGCUUGAAAUUAAUAUAUUAAUAAUGAAUGGUUAGAUAUUUAUUGAGACUAAUGUAUGUAUGUAUGUUUGAGUUCAGUGUUCCCCAGGCAAUUGUCGGUUUUUAAAAUCACAAAAGGACAAAAAAUACUUGUGUGCUUGACUCUGCAUGAGACCAGUCGUCUUCCAAAACAAACAUAAAACGAGUUCCUUCUGAGACAAAUGUUUUUAUUUUAAAUGUAUGAACAUUCAACACCAUGCAUCCAUGUCUGUGUCUGUUCCCUCGAGAAAGCCCAGCAAAGACAUCUGGAGUGGUUUUAACUUGAAAACAUAAAAACAAAACAAACAGAAAAAGAUUCAAAACCUGAAAAUAGGUGAUGUCUGAGUGUAGUGGGGAGUGUUUGAGUGGGUCAUAUGAGUGGGGUGCAUCUUAACGGGAGCUGCUUCAAUGGAUGAAACAGAAAGAAUCAUUUGGUGCUACAUUUUCAAUAAACCUUUUGAAUUUC
Molecule: messenger RNA, 3613 nt
Organism: Engraulis encrasicolus (European anchovy)
Lineage: Eukaryota; Metazoa; Chordata; Actinopteri; Clupeiformes; Engraulidae
Gene: tmem229b
Product: transmembrane protein 229B
Exons: 2
Coding region: 733-1440 (235 amino acids)
Source: RefSeq, a predicted model, not a curated record